Colossoma macropomum (tambaqui) is the source of this 2845-nucleotide messenger RNA. RefSeq names its product B2 bradykinin receptor-like. The record is from RefSeq and is a predicted model, not a curated record. Bases 862 to 1908 code for a protein of 348 amino acids. The transcript has a single exon. Gene Ontology annotation, molecular function: bradykinin receptor activity. Gene Ontology annotation, cellular component: membrane. Gene Ontology annotation, biological process: neutrophil chemotaxis; vasoconstriction; smooth muscle contraction. Lineage: Eukaryota; Metazoa; Chordata; Actinopteri; Characiformes; Serrasalmidae.
ACUGUAUAUGAAAACAGAGCUAAACAACAACCUAUUAUGACCAGAGAAUACAGCCUGUGAGGAAAACUGUCUGCUGGUUGUGACCUAUCCUUAUAACUAGUUAUGUAUGAUCAAGUGACGGGGGCAGCAGCCAUUCAUUUUUUAUGGCAACAAAUGGUUGUUUAUUGCUGUGUCCAGUGUCGAUCAAUCUAGUAGACUAUUUCUCUUUUGUGAUUAUUGCAGCCACAGUAAAGAAACAGUGGUGUUGAUACUGGUUCAAAAUGGUGCGACCCUCACUCCAAAAUGCCCUUUUAAACUCUGGUGUAAGGGCAUCUAUGGGGAGUCAGUGAGUCAGUCAGUGAGUCAAUUAUGGAUGCUGACUAUUAUUAUAUGGUCUGCUGAAAAAAAAGUAUAACUAUCUGAAUGCUGAAUUCUAAGAAAAAACAGGGUGUGCUCUAAACUGAGACAAAGUAAAGACAUGUGAUCCUUGACUUAUCAGGAAAACACCCAUUCAUCAUGCCACAGGUAAAAGUGGCGCAUGGCACUGAGAGGUGAGCAGUUAUUCCAGUGUGAAGUCAGGCAGAUAAGAUCAGCCAUCUGUUGCCUCCAUUUGAUGUUCAUCACAGCUUAGUUUAUUUAAAGAGUUCCUGAGCUACAUUAGCAACCAAAUGCAGUCUUUGUCCUCCCUCUGAUAAAAAGAAGGUGCCUCAGUCUCCUUCAGCCUUCAGUCAGGUUUUGGGCUUGAUCUGGUUCACAUCAGAGAGCUGUAUUAUUUCUUCCAACAUACGUAUAGUAGAAUAUCUUUUAUAACAUUAUUUUUCAGCUUUAUUCAGUCAGUUAGGUUUGACGCACAUAUAUCUGUCCCCUGGAAUAGUCUUUGUGAUGAUUUUGAACGGCACUGCAGACCCAUCCCUGGAGCUGUCUGAGUGGGAGCUGCUGGAGUGUAACCACACCGAGGCCUGGGAGUGGGUCUACUCUAUACAGCCAGCCUAUAUGUCCGUCAUCUGCAUUCUGGGUGUGCUUGGCAAUGCCUUCGUCCUUUCUGUGUUCUGUGUCCAGAUGGGGCCAUGCUCAGUGGCAGAUAUCUAUCUGGGGAACCUGGCGGCUGCUGAUUUGCUCAUGGUGUGCUGCCUCCCUUUCUGGGUUACCACUGUCAUUCACAAGUUCAACUGGUCAUUUGGGAAGCCCAUGUGCCAACUGGUCAACCUGAUAAUCGGUAUGAAUUACUACUGCAGUGUGCUGUUCCUUACGCUGGUCAGCCUGGAUCGUUACCUUGUGCUGGCCAGGUCCAUGUCCAUGGGCAGGCGCAGAGGUGCCACCCAGGCCAAGGCCAUCUGCAUGGUGAUCUGGCUUGCAGGAUUCUUGCUCAGUCUUCCCGCCUUGCUCUUUCGCUCGGUGCAGUUUUUCCCCGAUCUAGAGGCGGAGGCGUGUUACCUGGCUUACCCUCACGACGGCUGGAGGCUGCGCUUCAACAUGACGGUCAAUGUGGUGGGCUUCCUCAUUCCCGUGCCCCUUGUGUGCUACUGCAGUUACCACAUCAUCGCAGUACUUGGGAACAAACAGGUGAGGAGGUGUUCGGCUGUAAAGACGGAGAGAAAGGCUGCGGUCUUGGUGCUUGUCGUCCUUUCCGUUUUCAUCCUCUGCUGGCUGCCUUUUCAAAUUUUUAUGCUCCUGGACACCCUUUAUUAUUUCAAUGUUAUCUCUGGCUGUCCCUGGAUAAAUGGCCUGGACAUAGGCACCCAGCUAUCUACCUACCUCGGUUAUAGCAACAGCUCUCUUAAUCCCUUCCUAUAUGUGAUAGUAGGAAAACACUUCAGGCAAAGGGCUAAAGGAGUUCUUGUACAGAUUCUGAACUGUGGGGGUCGAGGCGUCUCUUCUGCUUACAAAAUCAACUCAAGCUUGAGAUACACAGAGUCAACCAGAGUAUGAGCUGAUGAUGUUUGAUGGAGUGAUUCCACAGUGCCCUCUGCUGUUAUGUGUUUGCAAUUACCAGUAGACAUGUUACAACAGUGGUCCCCAACCCUGGACCUGGAGUACCCUCUGCCUUGUGCAUUGUCCCUGCUCCCACCACACAUUCAACUAUUCAGUUAAUUCAGAAGAGCUUUCUAAAUUGAAUGUGCAGGACAGGGAUACUCCAAGACCAGGCAUGGGAACAUUAACCUCCGGAGUUGUGUAUCAUUCUGUAGUCAGUGUCAUGAUCAUGUAUGACCUCAAAGUCUAAGCAUUUUUUCUAUUUGAGAAAAAUGAAUGGCAUUUCUAUGGUAAACAAAAACGUUUUUUGUCCUGUGCUCAUUUUUCCCUCAAGUGUGACUGGGUCAUCUGAAUUAUGAGGUCAUUUAGCAGUCAAAAUAUACCUAAUGUUACAUACCUGAUACAAGCAGGAUAAUAGUCCUGCGCAUUGAAAUGACCUCAUCUGCAAAAGUUGCAAACAUCUCAACUUCGUGGACAUCAAACCAUUGACCCUCCCCAUAAAAUUACUUUAGGUUUUUGCCAACAACCGCAAAGCUAACUAGCUACAUUAACUAGCCAGUUAAAUGACUGUUUGUGCCUAGCCUGCUGUUGUCAUGAUUUACAUAGCUAGACUUGUUUUCUCCACUCUAUACACCCCCCUCCCAGUUUCACACAGAGCUCAGAUUCAUUUAGGAUCCAACCAAUGAAAAUCAUUAGAGAAGGGAAGAGUGAGAUGCUCCUAAGACAGGGUGAGCAAGGCAUCAAGUAUAGGUCAUAAUGGCUACUUAAAUCAAUUUACAAAGGCUUCACAUACACACAACAGAAAAAAAAACUCAAAUAUGUAGUAAAGAACCCUAAACAGAAUGAGAAAAGAUAAAUAUAUAGAUACGGGGAAACAGAAUGGCAACAACAGCUG